AAUUUGAACAUAAAGAAGGAAGAGAUCAUUUGAAAAAGGAAAGUCGUGUUUUUAAUGUUCCAGGAGGUUUUCAUUUGAAAUUAAAAUAUUUAACAUGAUCUUGUUUCACAUUCAGCAGAAGAGUUCAUUGUGUCAGUUGGUGGUGAUGUGACGCUCUGCUGCACAAACACAAUCACACAAACACACACAGACAUGCACACACACACACUUCCUGCCCAACCCCCCCUCGCAUGUUUCCUCGUUUGAUGGUAGAUGCAGUUAACGAGGUUACUCUCACCCCAGCCGCCUUAUUGCACCUGCAGAUCUACUGCGUGGAUCAAACCAUCAGCGAAUCAAUCCUUCGAUCGAUUGAUCCGUGUUGGCCGAUAACGACCGGCACCGUUUUUGGUUUCUUUUGUUCUUUCACCCAUGUGGAUGGAUUUGGUGUCUUGGUUCCUGUUCCCGAGGACCUUCACAAAGGUCUGAACUGCCGAGCGUCCCUCCUCAGCCUCGUCUCUUGGCGGGAUUGUGGGUAGGAUGAUGUCAUCGUGCGACCGAGGAGCCUCGUCUUCCUCCUGCACCUCCGUCAACACCGCCUGCUCCGAUGGCGAGCGCACUGCCUCCCUGUCCCUGUCUUCCUCCGUCUCGUCCGUCUCCCUGCAGGACACCUCCCACUCCUCCUCGUCUUCCUCCUCCUCGUCUUCCUCGCUGCCGUACGGUGCCGUGCCAACCUACAGCGCCUCCUCCUCCUCCACGCCGAAGAGGAACGACUCGGACAUCAGCCUGGAGCUCACUCCGCUGGUGGCGCCGCACGGAGGAGGAGGAGCCUAUGUAGCCCCGGGGGAGGGCAACCCCCCCGGUGGACGUGGAGCCAAUCCGGCGACGGGAGGUGCGGUGGCCCCGCCCAGACAGCUGUCCCGCCUGGACCGAGUGGUGCUGGAGAUUGUAGAGACAGAGCAAGCCUACGUCAGGGACCUGAAGAGCAUCGUGGAGGAUUAUCUGGGCUGCAUCAUUGACUGCGGCUCUCUGCCUCUGAAGCCCGAGGAGGUCAGCACUCUGUUCUGCAACAUCGAGGACAUCUACGAGUUCAACAGCGACCUCCUGGAGGACCUGGAGAGGAGUCCUCACGCCGCAGCCAUCGCCGAGUGCUUUGUGGAGAGGAGCGAGGCCUUUGACAUCUACACCCUCUACUGCAUGAACUACCCCAAUUCGGUAGGGGUCCUGAGGGACUGCAUGAAGAACAAGAGUCUGGUUCCUUUCUUUCAGGAGAGACAGGCGACUCUGAACCACUCGUUACCCCUGGAGACGUACCUGCUGAAACCAGUGCAGAGGAUCCUCAAGUACCACCUCCUACUCCAGGAACUUUCCAAGCACUUCGACAAGAGCGACCCCGGGUAUGAGGUCAUCGAGGACGCCAUCAUCACCAUGACGGCGGUGGCCUGGUACAUCAACGACAUGAAGAGGAAGCAGGAGCACGCGGUGCGGCUGCAGGAGAUCGAGUCUUUGCUGGUGAACUGGAGCGGGCCGGACCUCCGUGGCUUUGGGGAGCUGGUUCUGGAAGGUUCUUUCCGGGUCCAGCGUGUGAAGAAGGAGCGAGCCUUCUUCCUGUUCGACACCAUGCUGCUCAUCGCCAAGAAGAGGCUGGACAUGUUCGUCUACAGCACGCACAUAUUCUGCUGUAACUUGCUGCUGGUGGAGACUCUGAAGGAUUCUCUGUGCUUUAAAGUGUCCGACCAGACGAUCCCUAAACUGCAGCACGUGGUCCAGACAAAGAACCAAGAGGAGAAGAGACUUUGGGUCCAUUACCUCAAGAGGCUGAUCGUAGAGAACCACCCUGCUUCCCUACCACAGAAGGCGAGGCAGGUCCUGGGAGACGACUUCUGUCCAUCUCCAAAUUUUGAGCGUGAAGACCCAAAGAAGAAGAAGAAGAAGUCGUCGGCGCCGCGACCAGACGACGUCCACAGCUUCCAGCGGGGCCGGCGUCAGUCAGAGCCUCCAGAGCCGCUGCUCUACACACCAGAGAAGUCCAGGAAGAGUCUCCCGCUGCUGCUGGAGGGAAACCUGCCUUGCAGACGCACCAGGAGACAGUCAGCUCCCGCCAAGGACAUCGAAGCGGCGCUUAGUCCACAAGGUGAGAACCACCACAGCUUUCACAUGAGGAAAACAAAUCAUGGAGAAUGUCCUCCUGAUCUUCUGCUUUUGUCACAUUUAACAUACUUAGCAGUAUCAAAACCAGCUGACCUCUUAAAAUAGAGAUGAGAGACAUUCUCACAUGGAUUUAGUUCUGGUGUUGUGAGGAUUGUGAACUAUAUAACAUCUGGAUAACAUUGUGUUCUCACCCAUCAACUCUUCUCGUCUUCUUCUCAUUUCUCUUCUUCUCCAUCUUCUACUUUUUCUU
Pungitius pungitius (ninespine stickleback) is the source of this 2377-nucleotide messenger RNA. RefSeq names its product pleckstrin homology domain containing, family G (with RhoGef domain) member 2 (gene plekhg2). Gene Ontology annotation, biological process: regulation of actin filament polymerization. Gene Ontology annotation, molecular function: guanyl-nucleotide exchange factor activity; small GTPase binding. Bases 517 to 2232 code for a protein of 571 amino acids. Lineage: Eukaryota; Metazoa; Chordata; Actinopteri; Perciformes; Gasterosteidae. The record is from RefSeq and is a predicted model, not a curated record. The transcript is spliced from 14 exons.